Cololabis saira (Pacific saury) is the source of this 1176-nucleotide messenger RNA. RefSeq names its product cyclin-A1-like. Bases 1 to 1176 code for a protein of 391 amino acids. Gene Ontology annotation, molecular function: cyclin-dependent protein serine/threonine kinase regulator activity. The transcript is spliced from 7 exons. NCBI's taxonomy places the organism in Eukaryota, Metazoa, Chordata, Actinopteri, Beloniformes, Belonidae. Gene Ontology annotation, biological process: regulation of cyclin-dependent protein serine/threonine kinase activity; mitotic cell cycle phase transition. Gene Ontology annotation, cellular component: cyclin A2-CDK2 complex; nucleus; cytoplasm. The record is from RefSeq and is a predicted model, not a curated record.
AUGAACUUUAACUCCAGUGGCCACCGUAGCAGUCCUGCUCACAAAGAAAAUAUUCCACUUUCAUCAAAACCGGAUGGUAUUCAGCGCUACAGGACCAAACAGCGGACAGUUCUUGGUGUCUUGUCAGAUAAUGAGCAACGUGGUCGACCCCUCAGCCAGGGAAGUCACAUUUCCAAAUGCAGUUCAAUCUCCGACAACUCGCAGCUGAACUUUCUUAGCCUUCCAUCCAGCUCUGGCUAUGAUCUGUAUGUUGAAGAGGCUUGUGAAGUCGUCCUUGCAGCUUCGGGGGAAGAGCUGGUCUCAGACAGGGAUGACCUGGAUGCUGAAGCCCAUGCUCUGCAGAAUGAACACAUGAGGCUCCUGCUAGAGCUUAGUUCAAGUUCACACCAAGAUUCUUCCAUGCACUCUGAAGCAGAUGAAUCGCUGCUGUGGACGCCCACUCUUUGUGUAGACUAUGCUGAUGACAUUCACCAGAACCUGAGGGAGAGUGAAAAAAGGUUCAGGGCAAAGCAAGGGUACAUAGAGCGACAUCCAGAGAUCACCACCGGUAUGCGGCCCAUCCUGGUGGAUUGGCUUGUUGAAGUUGCCCAGGACUACCAACUCACUUCUGAGACUCUGCACCUUGCUGUCAACUACAUGGACCGUUUUCUGUCCUGCACAACAGAUGUGAGGCGGGGCAAGCUGCAGCUGGUUGGCACAGCCGCAUUAAUGAUUGCCGCAAAAUACGAGGAGAUAUUUGUUCCUAAGCUGAAUGAGUUUGUGUACAUCACAGACAGCACCUACACUCGGAAACAGCUGGUCCAGAUGGAGACUACUUUGCUGAGGGUGCUGUCUUUUAACAUGUCUGCACCCACCAUAUACCAGUUCCUCCGCCUUUUCAUUUCCAUCCACUCCGUGUGUCCAAAAACGGAGAACCUUGCCCUGUAUAUAGCAGAGCAAAGCCUGAUGGAAAUGGAUCCUGUCCUGCAGUACAACCCGUCUAUAGUGGCAGCUGGAUGCUACUGCCUAGCCACCUACACAAUAAAUCAAUCGCUUUGGCCUCACUCUUUAAUUGCCUUUACGGGAUAUACUAUGGGUGAAAUUAUGCCCUGCCUGAGCAAUCUCCACGAACUAUACAUCAACGCAGAGAGCUGCCCUCACAAGGCCAUACGGAACAAGUACAGAAAUUCAAAGUAA